Chiloscyllium plagiosum (whitespotted bambooshark) is the source of this 7567-nucleotide messenger RNA. RefSeq names its product ras-related protein Rab-39B. Gene Ontology annotation, molecular function: GTP binding; GTPase activity. Gene Ontology annotation, biological process: Rab protein signal transduction. The record is from RefSeq and is a predicted model, not a curated record. Lineage: Eukaryota; Metazoa; Chordata; Chondrichthyes; Orectolobiformes; Hemiscylliidae.
GUCGUUGCAGGAUAGGAGGAGGCGGUCUGUGUUGUCGAUGGUGCUGAUGUUGCAGUGAUUUCAUCAGCUUUCGCCCAGAGCUGCAACCUGCUGAAAACAGGUUGUGAUUCCUGUGUCAGUGAGCGGGAGAGGGAGGAGAGGCUGCAAACAUAUCCCCGGGGAAAUCGAAGCAGUAUCUUCCACCCAUCCCUGGCUGCCACCAUCUCAGUCUCGGGAGUCUCGGCUUUCGGCCUGUUCGCCAUUUAAUUGUUUGAUAUUUGAAAGCGUUGUGUGUUUUUUUGCUCUCUUUCUCUCUCUCUCUCUCUCUGCAGCUCCCGGAGUGAGGAAACGCUGCCGGCAUCGCUUCCAUUACAACCGAGAAAGCCCUGUUCUCCCUGUCUGAGGGGGCGAUGGCAGCGACCUUGGCUGGAACAAAUAGCCAUUCUUUGGAACCUGGGAUUUUGGCCAGGCUUUAAUCCCAGCCAGUUCUGUCUGUCAGUUUAUCGCCGAUUCUCGUUUUCGAGGCGGGCCGAGGCAGGGUCCAUCUAAUGUUUAAUAUUAUCUGAAUGUGACUGAACUGCUCCGGUCUUCCUCCCUCCUUCAGCCCUGAUGAUUCUGACAGCUCGUUUUUGCAUGAAUGUCUUUCUCCUGGUCGAUAUGGAGCAAGAUUUAAAGAUGGAGACUGCAUGAGGACCAUCCGAGGUGUGAUCCAGUGAGAGCAGCAAGCCUGGGAAUCCUCCACGUCUGCCUGCGGAUACGUUAAUAUUAGCAGCAGCGAGAAACACAGUCUACCACCGAGGGUCCUGGCCGUUUGUGAAUACGGGGAGCUUCUCCAAACGAGGAUAUUCUGGCGAUGUGAGGACACUGAAGAAGGAAUGCACUGAUCCUUGAAGUGACACAUCCUUUUGUAUCUGCAAAUGCUGCUUUUUGAAAGGCCCAUCAUGGUAACCUGCUUAUAAAUAUAGGACUCGGUGCAAUCCUUGCUCCUUCCCCCAGACUCAGAGCAGGCCAGAGAUUUCUGAUUUUGUCUGUGUGCCAGCUACCUGGCAGAUGGGUAACCAACCUCAAUAAGUUGGGCACACUAGGACACUGCUGAAAGACUUGCUACUCUUGGGCCACAAUAUUUAUCCAUUUUGGCAAGAGGUUAUCACAACACCUGAGGAGAUGGAGGCUAUUUGGGUCUAUCAGUUCAGGUUGAUAGUCAUUGGGGACUCCACGGUAGGAAAGUCAUGCCUGAUCCGUCGUUUCACCGAGGGAAGGUUUGCCCAAGUGUCAGACCCCACGGUUGGCGUGGACUUCUUCUCGAGGUUGGUAGAGAUUGAGCCAGGAAAACGGAUUAAGUUGCAGAUUUGGGACACAGCUGGUCAGGAGCGAUUCAGGUCAAUAACUCGUGCAUAUUACAGGAAUUCAGUGGGAGGACUGCUCUUAUUCGAUAUAACUAACCGUAGGUCAUUCCAGAAUGUGCAUGAAUGGUUGGAAGAGGCCAAAGUUCACGUCCAGCCAUUCCAGAUCGUUUUUGUGCUGGUUGGUCAUAAAUGUGACCUGGCAACCCAACGGCAAGUGUCGAAGGAGGAGGCAGAAAAGCUUGCUGCAGCUUACCGGAUGAAAUAUAUAGAGACGUCCGCAAGAGAUUCCAUCAACGUUGAACAGGCCUUUACCGAUCUGACAAGGGAUAUUUAUGAACUUGUCAGAAGGGGUGACAUUAUGAUGCAAGAGGGUUGGGAAGGAGUGAAGAGUGGUUUUGUUCCAAAUGUGGUCCACUCCUCAGAGGAAGCUGUCAAAUCAGGCAGACGAUGCCUUUGCUAAUUAAAGAGUGGAAACGUUUAAACUUGAUAAAUCCCCUCGCACGUAGAGACUGUACCAAAUAAAUGCUGUAGGCCUUUUUAAGUUUGUAUCACAAAUUAUUCACUAUUUCCACAAUACAGAUAUUUGAUCCAUCUUUUUGUAAUUAAUGAGAUCCUGAUGUCUGAAUCAGUUACUCUAAUUAGCCAGCAGAUGGGAAUGGAGAGUUUCCACCUACUGUUUUAAUUCCCGGUCUGGGGAGACAAGAAACAAUUCAUGUUUUUGAAAAUUUCUAAAAAGAAGCAUUGAAUAAUCCAGACUGUAACUGGGUUUAUGGUCAUUAAUUGACAUUCUACUGUAAGAGAGGCAGUUGAGGAACCUGAACUGCUACUUUAAUUCAGUCUGCAUGUCCUCAUUCCCUUGUACAAUGCAGGUGAGGAUCUUCAUUAAAUCCUGUCUACUCUUGAUUCACAGAUACAGCAAAGUCAAUCUCCCAUGACAUAGUGUAAAAUAACUUAAACUUAUUCCAAUAAUAAAGACCUGCAGAAAUAAAUAUAGGUAUUUUUUCUGGCUAACAUCUACAUUAAAAAAAUUCUACAGGUCAUCUCACUGAACACACUCAGAGGUAGAUGUCAUUCUGAGGGUGAUGUUUUAUAUUUCUUCCCAAAUAUCUCCUCCUCUCUUACCUUCCUGGAGCUGACAGCUGCAUACUGUGGUACAGUGUAGCUCUCUGGAACAUGGCCAAAAUUAUUAUUUAUCAAGGUUAAAUUAAUUCACAAAGUAUCAUCAGUCUAUUGAAACUUAAUGCAUACUUCACUGUUGAGCCCAAUCCAACCAUCAUGUACUCUGUCCAGCAAGAGUCACUGCUAUCAAUUAGAAACACAAACCUUGAUUUGAUUUUUCCUCUGAAGUGAAUCCUAAAUGUAUCUGACCCAACCUGUUCAGCACAAUCUGUACAACAGACUGGAUCCCUCAUCAUAAAGAUCAAAAUAGUUCUAUAACAUACUGGUUGAUGCAAUCAGUUAGAUUCUCACUAGGAGAUUUCUUAAUAAUAUUGGGGAUGCGCGUGAGAAAGUAAGGGAGAAAAAGCAAAAGUUAAACAAUAAUAUUUGCUGAGAACAAAUAGUGAACAUUUUGAAGUUACAGAAUUAAGAAGGCCUUCACUAGCCUCCUAUGUGUAGUGACUGUACAAACACAUAAAGAUAUUUGUAAAUCAGUAAACCAACUAUAUACAGUGUAUGAUAGAUCAGUGCUCUUGAAUUAACCAUUACUUCACCAAAUAAAUGGUAAAUCCAUACAGUCCUUAUCUUUGUGAGUAUAUAGGGACUCCAUUUAAAUAUAUGAUGAGUGACCCUUAGUUUAUGAGUCAACAGAAUAUAUAGAAUUAUUAACUUUUACCCUGCUGAAUAAAAUACUUUUUUUUAUCCAGGUGAAUAAAGAGAUGUUUAGUACAAUUGUAUGGUAAGGUCUUCAUGCAGCCAAAUAGACAGCAACUGUAUAGUUACAAAGUGAGAAACUCUUACUUUGCCAGGUAAGCAGUAGGUCCACAUAAUCUUAGAGAAUAACUUCCACAUGCUACAAAAACAAACUCCACUCAAUAAGACGAUUGCUGUAGUUAUGUGAGUCGUUCUUACCUUACUGAAUGCAUCAUUGCAGAUUAAUUCCAAACACAUAAUUCGAACUAGAUGAAAUAGAAAAUCAUUUGACCAGAUGCAAAUUAUUAAUCACUAAAUAAACAGGAACUAUAUUUGAUUUUACAGCAAGUGUUUUAAUCACUAAUUUCACUAGGUUUCUGAGAACUGAACCAUUAUUAGUAAAAGUCAACACUGGUGAAAAGUGGAGCCUUGUGCUGUAACUUUUCACCUCACUCAUCAGGAUAAAGACAAGAAUGCCAAAUUUCAAAUGAUUACAACAGACUAUGGUGCAGAAGGAAAGGGAUGCUGACGGUUGCCAACUCAACUUUGAUUGGGCAAGGCAUGGUCAUUGAGAGCACAUUAGGGAACAAUAGGCUCCUUAUGCUUCUGGGUAAUUCAAAAAGCAGCAAGUCUGUAAUGUAUUUUUUUUAUUUGCAGAGUGAAUCCUGGCUUGAGUAUGGGUCACUUGUGGCAGGGGCAAAUGAGCCACAUUACAAACUUGACUGAUAAAUUGGUAUUUGUGUAGUUGGCAACACUCACAAAAAUGUUCACCAAAUACUGCCCAGUUACAAAAUCACAUCAACCAGUGAUGGUUUUGGGUUUUGCAAGUGUGAGCUAUUUGAGAAUGCUCUAUACACUGCCUUUGAGGAAUAGCCAGAGGAAUAUGAGGUUUGAUUCAGUCAGUCAUUGGAACAUAUGGCACUGAAAUUCCGACACGAUAUUUCUCAACUGUGUGGUAGGGAGAAUAUCUGUUUGGUGCGAUGGCAACCUUAUUAGUGAAAAAUACCACUUCCAUUGCAGCUGCAUUGUAUCAGUGUAAUUAACCGUUUGUUUUAAUUUUUGAGAUAUUUUGCUUUUGUUUGAAAGUCUGAGCACAGUGGACACUACUUAAAUUCAAAGAUGACAGCUUUUUACAAGUUAGCAUGACGCAGUGAAUGAUUUGUUCAGGAUAACCAUUGACCUAUAGAAUAACUUUGAUCCACACUUUCAAGUUGAGCAAAUCAGUAGCACCCUAUUGACAUGCUUUAUCUGUGGUAAUACUUUUUCUCCUGUACUAUAGAUUGUAGUGAUUGUUUGAAAUAUAGCAUUCUUGUGUUUAUCCUGAUAGGUUCAAGCUCUGACAGCAUGUCUGUCUUUACAGCAAUAUUCAAGUCCUGUAUUAGUAAGCAUCUCUUCAUGGAAACCAGUUCAGUCAUUGAGAUAUUUAAAAAUAAGCAGUAGUUAAUAUCUCACACAAUACUGGAUUGUUUUCAAGUGGUCUCUAACCUCAUUCCAGCAUGAAGUAUCACUUCAUACCUCAGGUACUAUUGUAUUAACUUCCUGAAAAUGCAGAUCCUCAAACAAGUGAAUAAUUCAUGCAUUCAAUCCUAUUUAACACUGUUUAAACAUUGCCAAGGAAAAUGUGAUAGGUGUUUUAGAUUUGUAAAACUAAAGCAUUAUGGUCAAACUGGCUUGAGCCUGGAAGAGACUGACAGCUGGCUAAAUCAGCCCCAAGUGUACUUUCUAGGGCAAUCUAGUACAGCUACUCAAAGGUUUAAACUUAAUUCCCUCUGAUUUAUCUGUUACACAUUUUGGGGUCCACCCAUAUUUGGGGAGGGAUACAAAAUCAUUGGGAGUAAUUUUGACUUUGGCCAAUUGUUUAAACAGUUGCUAUCAGAUUAACCAUUUGCUAUUCUUCUCUUCCAACGUUCAUUUCCAAUUAGGUUGAUCAGGAAGUAUGUACAAUGGCCAGCUGAUUCAAUAUUGCCCAUUUUCUCUGUUGCCAAAACUGGAAAUUAGACCCAACAGUUUAUGUAUUGUUUCAGAUAUUGCAGAUGCAGCAGUAUCAAAGAUAUCAUCACUAAUGAAGGAGGUCUAGCUUAUGAUCCAGUAAAGAGAAAAUUUCAUAGCACCUUCUCAUACUCUCAGGACAUUCCAAAUAUUUUGUACAUUCCCUAUCUUUAUAUAGCUAUUGUUAUAUUGGUAGAUGUGGCAGCCAAUUUGUGCCCAGAAAAUUGCAUGCACAGUCAAUGAGAUGAAUGAUGUGUUGGUCUUAAAUGAACAAUUAUAAAUUAUCAGUAAAAGCAAAAUGAACAUUGAGGAAAUAUCUCGUUGAAAUAUGGUUCAUCCAAAUUGCCUGCUGAGAUGAUGUGCUCAUAAUGGAGCUUGGAAUAUAAUCUUUUGACCACUAAAUGAGAAUUCUUCCACAGAGACAUGUUAACAUUAGAUUUCCACAAUGUUAUCAUCUGUAUCCUGAGUUAAUCUGAGGAUUUAUUUACACUAUGUAAUCUGAAGGAUUAUUCCAAAUGUUAGUCAUUUUCUGCAUGAACCUAUUCUUACUGACAGCAGUCUUAAACUGGUCUCUCAAUUCUUUCAUUGAAGCCUUCCUUGUUCAAGUACCUUGUUUCGCUUUAUGAUUGUGGAUUCUGAUUCUUCAAUUUUGUUAGAGUCAUAGCAUUUAAUAUUUUAUGUGCUUCUACUGUAAUUAUUGUAAAAUCUAAAUGUGGUGGAAUUCUUUAUUCCAUGUUUCCUAGUGUAAUGACAGAGUUAGCUGACAAUUAUCUGAACAGAAAAUUAACUAAUGUGGGAUAAGUUAUCUUAAAUUUUUCAGCUUAGUGCUUUAUUUUGUUGAAAAAGCAAGGUGAAAGUCCAAGUCCGAAUUAUGCACUGUACCAGCAAGACUGAAUCAAAGAAAAAGGAAAAGAAUAAUCAGAGAGUUGUUUGUUUGGAUUUUAAAGCUAUUUAAGGGAAAGCAGGUCGGUAAAAUGAAACUUCCACUGACUUGAGGACCUAUCAAAGGUAAUCCUCUGCUAAUUAAUUAUAUUCCUCCUUAGUCAGUGGCAAAGCAGAAUCAUCAAAUGCAAUAUAAGUCAAAGGGUUUUUCAUGGAAUAAGUGAAUGUUUUGAGGGUACACAUUAACAAGUAACUUUUCACUAACUCUUGAGGGUCAGUUCCAGGAACAGUUGUGUGUGCACAUUCAGCUCGUUCUGCAUCCCCAAUGCGUUUCUCCCACCUUUGUGUUGCUGGUGGGCCUCUGACAACCUCCUGAUGCUGUUGAACCCAAUCUCUCCACCAUAUUGAGCUUCCUGAACAUACACAGGAAAAUGUACUUUUUCUUUGGACAGGUUACCUUGCCCCAAAGCACCAUUACAUGUUACAGACUAUUGCAAGAAAAAUUGAAUACAAAGGUAGGGAGGUUGUAGCUCAGUUAUAUAGGGGAUUGGUGUGACCCAUCUGACGCAUUGUGUACAGAAUUCGUCAUCUAAGGAAGGAUGUAAAUAUGUUGGAAAUAGUUCAGAGAAGGCUUACCAGGCGAAAACUGGAAUGAGUAGGUUGCCUUAUGAGAAACCAUUGGACAGUCUUGGAUUGUACCUGCUGGAGUUUGAAAGAGUAAAAGGUGAUUUAAUUGAAAUAUACAAUAUCCUGUGGAAUCUAGACAGGGUAUAAGUAGGGGGAUAUUUCCAUUACAGGAGAAACCAGAACUAGUAAUCACUGUUUUAAAAUAAGUGGUCACCUAUUUAAAACAGAUUAGGCAAAUUUUUUUACUCACAGAAGGUUGUGAUUUUUUGGAAGUUUCUUCCUGAAAAGGUAGUGGGAACAGAGUCUUUGAAUAUUUUUAAGGCAGAAGUGAUAGAUUCUUGGUAAGCAAAGGGGUUAAAGGUUAUCAGGGGAAUGCAGUCAUGUGGAUUUGAAGUACAAUCAGAUCAGCCACUACUUGAUUAAAUGGCAGAGCUGAAUGGCCUACUCUUCUUCCAGGUUCUUACAUUUAAAUGAAAUCCACUGAAGAGCGCAAUGAGCCCAUGCAGUGUUGAUGCAUAAUGCAAUCAUUAUUGUUGCUUUCCAAGCCAGGUUCAGUUAGACUAGCUACCUAUAACUCAAUGAAACCUAAAAUCGUUCAUCUUUGAAAGGGGUUGCAUCUACAGAUAAGAAUGAAUAAAAAUGUGUGCCUCCAAAUAAUGCUCUUUGUUUAGACGCUGUAAUAAUUCCACUUCUUUCCACCUGUUAAAAAUAGGAAUUGAUUUUUGUUCACUCAUAUCAGUCAUGUUAUUAAUAUUCCUUUGAAUAAAUUUCCCAAGAUGCAAGCUGCAAUUUCAGUCACAAGAUUUGAUGUCAACACACACAUAUAUGAGGAAGUGCAUCCUUGCAGUUGUGACAUCACCAAAUGUAGGCCUAGCUUUUAAAUGUGUCUGGUA